GAGAGAUAUCUACUAGUACUUGAAAUGGAAGCCCGAUCGGCCGGUACAGAUGUUUCCCGAAUGACUCUUUAGACAAUUAUCGUAACCCGAUCUCUCUCCACUCCACACUCCCUUAUUAUUGCUUUUAUUGAUCAAUGUAUAGCAUCUUCAGGUGUACUAGAACUCGCGCCGUCUCUUCAAUUCCUACUACAACCUACAAAUACGCCAUUCCUAGGGCAAGUAGAUCAAUUACUACUUCCUCUAAACCCGCAUCUCUUAAUUCUCGCUUCACCAACAAGAUGGCGGAUACACGACCGGUGUUCUUCUUUGAUAUUGAUAAUUGCGUAAGCUUGUAUUUAUAUUUUGGUAUGAUUUUAUGAUUGCUAACCUCCUUACAGUUAUAUUCCAAGAGUACGAAUCUUUUCCUUGCCAUUCCUACAGAUUAAUUUCUACCACAUCAACUGACUCGUCGCAUUCAGGCAAGAAUGUCCAUGACCACAUGACCGCUCUGAUCGAUGAAUAUUUCAUGAAGCAUCUAGAGCUCAGUCGAGAAGAUGCUUAUAAUCUUCAUCAAGAGUACUACAAAACCUACGGCCUCGCCAUCGAAGGUCUAGUACGUUAUCACAAGAUUGAUGCGCUGGAAUACAAUCGUCAAGUAGAUGAUGCCGUGCCAUUAGAAACCAUUCUCUCGCCGGAUCCAAAGCUACGCAAGCUUCUCGAGGACAUCGAUCGGUCCAAGGUCAAGUUAUGGCUCUUUACCAAUGCUUAUGUCACCCACGGGAAGCGUGUCGUUCGUCUACUAGGGGUAGAGGAUUUAUUUGAGGGUAUGACGUAUUGUGAUUAUGCUCAGGAGAAGAUGAUUUGCAAACCUUAUAAGGAAUCUUUCGAGAAGGCCAUGAGAGAAGCUGGAGUGAAGGAGUAUAAAGAUUGUUAUUUUGUUGGUAGGUUUUUUUCCUCGGUCCGAGUUCAUCAAUAUUACUGCUUACACAUUUAGAUGACUCGCUCAUAAACUGCGAGGCAGCUUAUAAACUUGGUUGGACAGCAGCACAUUUGGUUGAGGAAGGUGUAAAAUCACCUCCUAAGCCCGUUGCCAAUUUUCAAAUCAGCACUUUGGAAGAGUUGAGGACUGUUUACCCGCAAUUCUUCAUUACUACUUAAUGGAUAGAUGAUGUGCUCAGAAGCAUACAAUACAACCUCGCAAAAUGAUUUUCAUUAAUCGAGUGGGCGACGACAGAGAACAAAGAGUUUGUUCUUUAAUAGAAUAGACUAGGUCAAGAAUAAUAGAUAUCCAU
Molecule: messenger RNA, 1271 nt
Organism: Sclerotinia trifoliorum
Lineage: Eukaryota; Fungi; Ascomycota; Leotiomycetes; Helotiales; Sclerotiniaceae
Source: the annotation of a GenBank genome assembly